This is a messenger RNA of Botrytis byssoidea, 939 nucleotides long. RefSeq lists its product as uncharacterized. Lineage: Eukaryota; Fungi; Ascomycota; Leotiomycetes; Helotiales; Sclerotiniaceae. The coding region runs from base 131 to 475 and encodes 114 amino acids. Gene Ontology annotation, cellular component: EMC complex; endoplasmic reticulum; membrane. The record is from RefSeq and is a predicted model, not a curated record. Gene Ontology annotation, biological process: autophagosome assembly; protein folding in endoplasmic reticulum. The transcript is spliced from 3 exons.
CUCUAAUCUAUGAAUACAUCCCCAGAAACAUAACACAACACAACUUUCAAUUCCCUUAUUGAAGCUUCGCAUAUCUCCCGAUAGUCUUCAUCACCUUACCACCGCAGUAAGCAAAAGUAAAUCCGGCAUCAUGCUUACAGAACGAGAAAUGCAAAUAAGUCCGAUUGUGCAAGAGUCCGUGAUACACAAUACAAAGACUCUCGCAACUCUACACAAUCUCACAGCCUCCCUCUUUGGUGUCGCCGCUGGUAUCCUCGGUCUGGAAUCUUACCCUGGAUUCCUGUUCUACAUCUUCUUUACGCUCCUCACUAGUGCACUCGUAUAUGUGUUUCGGAUAGCUCCGCAUAUGAGUAAAGAUACCAAGGGAGAUCGAUAUUUUAGAGGCGCGUGGGAGUUUUGGUCGGGAGGGCUAGUAGAGGGUCUGAGUGGAUUUGUGUUGACCUGGACUUUAUUCUAUGGAUUGGUUAGGGCGUAAUAGUAGAGAGUGGCUCAAUGUGGCAGGGGCAGUUUGGGAAUAGAAUCUUCGAACACGAAUGUCGAAUAGAGGAUGUAGGGGAAGGAAAUGAUCAAUAAAUCGCAAGCGCAAGCGAGAGGGAUCGGUGCAAUAAUAGGAAUGGAAAGAUAGGUGUGAUGAUGACUGGAAGGAAUACUGAAGAUUGCGCCUGUUGAAUUUAGGCGCGGAUGGAUUUUCCUCUUCUCGACAAUCAUCAACUAGUAUGGCGCUUGGAGUUGGACUGAUUGAAAUUCGACAUGCUUGAUGUUUAUAUCCUCAAAUGGCGGUUACGUCUAUGUGUCCAUAUACAGUAUUGCGGUAUCAAAUGGAGUUGAGGAAUACCAGAUUUCGUUUCGCGGAUAUAGAUUUGAGUUGUUCCCUUUGCAUGUGAUAAUGAGAAUAAGUGUUCGCUGUAUGGUAGGACAUGAAUUACUUUGCUAUUUUUU